Aedes albopictus (Asian tiger mosquito) is the source of this 1364-nucleotide messenger RNA. RefSeq lists its product as uncharacterized. NCBI's taxonomy places the organism in Eukaryota, Metazoa, Arthropoda, Insecta, Diptera, Culicidae. Bases 57 to 1016 code for a protein of 319 amino acids. The record is from RefSeq and is a predicted model, not a curated record. The transcript has a single exon.
UAAUGAGAUCACGUAAGACUAAAAUUUGUUAUAUAUCGAAUUAGUAGUUAGUUGUUAUGUGUGAAUUAUCAAAAUGCAAUAAAAAAUUAAACUUUAAAAAGAGUUUAAUUUGCAGUGAAAUCGAUGGAAACCCUAAUCAAUCUAACAAUGAGUUGGUCGGGCAAUCUAUGAGUAAACCUACAGCCUUAUUCGACGUUCAUAAAAAUUUGAACAAGCGAUGCGAGCUACAAAGAAAAUGUGGAGCACGUUACACUGAAUAUGAGCAUGAUGUUGCAGCUUAUUUAUUGCUGACCUCUGGAAAAAGCGCAUACACAUUUAACAAAGCGAAUAUGUCACUCCCCAGUGUCAAAUCUGUCCAUCGACAUAUUUCUCGGCACACCUAUGAUACCAGAGAAGGAGUGUUGAUGAUAAACACUCUUGUAAAAUACUUGAAGGUCAAUCAUUUUCCAAAAGCUGUUGCAUUAAGUGAGGAUGGGACAUCCUUGUCUCCCAACCCAGAAUAUUCCGCUCGGACGGACUCUGUGCGUGGCCUGGUGGCGCCAUUCGAUGACAAGGGAAUGCCAGUGCUGGACUUUUUCAAGGCUUCUUCUGCGGCAAAAAUGGUUUAUGAUCUGAAGAAUUACACAGUUGGAGAAUACUUAUAUGUUGUUAUGGCGACUCCGAUGGCCGUGGGUGCAUCCCCGGUUUGCAUACUGUACAUGUGCAGUGACAACAAGUUUACGCAUCUCCAAGUAAAACAGCGGUGGCACUACGUGGAAUCCGAACUUAGAAAAGCUGGAGUGAAAGUUGUGUCACAUGCAUCCGAUGGAGAUUCACGCCUAUUGCGAGCAAUGAAGGAAAGAACAAGACUUCCACAUCCACGAGCAAACUUAUUGUAUGGACAAUAUUUCGUUGGAAAUUUGGAUGACGAUGUAGUUUGCAUCCAGGACACUAUUCACCUUGUAAACAAACUCCGACAUAGUUUGCUCAAUCCAAAAAAGAAAAUGGUUGUUGGUAAUUUGAAAAUUAGAAAUUAAUUGCGUUCAAUUCUUCUUAUAUUUUUUUUAAAUUAUCUAGGGAAAUGCGAUGUGUCAUCCGAUUACAUAAAGCAAACGAUUGAAAUCGGUGAAAAAGUCAUUCACAGGAUGAAUCCGUCAGACUUGAAUCCAGCGGAUAAAAUGAAGUUUGAUCCGUCUUUGAAAUUAAUGGCACCUGAACUUAUUGAACACCUAACAGACAUAGUACCAGAUUCUAUCGGCACAGCAGUAUAUCUAAAGAUAAUGAGUUUCAUUUACCGAGGAAAAAAUGUCUCCAAAAAAACGAAUAAUCUCAAUAUGGUUGGUUUUGCCAGAUUCAUGUAAAACGUUAUACAAUGUAAUUUGUUU